AUGACGAUCUCUUUAGACGGCCUAGCUCCUCAAUUUUCCCCUGUAUUUCCCAACAUUAACGUUUCACUGUCUCACAGCAUUCCCUUUUAUAACAAUGGUCCGUUAGAUACAAAUAACACGCUAUCCAAUGUCACACUCGAUUUGAGUAACUACCCAGUUGCGUGGAGCAAACCCGAUGUCAACCAUCCCGAGGUAAAAGCCGUAAUCAAACAAAUCAAUUGGCACCUUGUACCAGACUACGUUCCAAAAACGAUGCUUGAUUACGACCUGGAUCAGACUCAUUACGAUGAAGAAAAGGAUGAUACCUGCUGGUGGACUUCUACCAACUGUGUUAAACCGAAGCUCACUUACUUACCACAGGAUUAUUACACCUGCCCUACCAAAGGAGAUUGGGGUCUUUCGUACGACGAUGGUCCAUUGAAUAUGCGAACUGAAUAUGAUGGCGAAGAUUUUGAGAUGGAAAAUAGGUUUGCGGAGCCUAGGCUUUACAACUUUUUAGCCAAAGAAAAUGUUACCAGUACACUUUUUUAUAUCGGAUCCAAUGUAUUAACUUACCCAGAUGCAGCAAGACGGGCACUUUUUAACGGACAUACGCUAUGCUCACAUACAUGGUCUCAUCCAGCCAUGACAACACAAACGAAUGAGCAAGUAGUGGCUGAACUGUAUUGGACACUUAAAGUUAUUAAAGAAGCAACGGGGGUCACACCCAAAUGCUGGAGACCACCUCAGGGCGAUGUAGAUGAUCGUAUUCGAUCUAUUGCGUGGCAGAUGGGUAUGAGCACCGUGAUUUGGGAUAGAGACACAGAAGAUUGGGCAAUGCCUGCAUUGGGCAGUGGGUACUACCCUCCUGCUAUGGUUGAUGCACUAUUCGAGAAAUGGAUUGAGGAGGAAGAGAAAAACUUGACAAGCAGUGGUAUCAUGGUACUGGAACACGAAUUAAAUCAUGCUACAAUCAGUAUGACGGAAAAAUGGAUACCGAUCCUAAAGAAAACAUUUAAUGUGGUCUCUGCUUUAACAUGCAAUGGCGUCUUUCAACCCUAUUGGGAAACAGAUUUCAAAUACCCUAACAUUUAUAACUUGAGUUCUACUGAAGAAACAAAUUCUACUACUACUAAGGUCACACAAUAG
This is a messenger RNA of Mucor mucedo, 1128 nucleotides long. RefSeq lists its product as uncharacterized. Gene Ontology annotation, cellular component: membrane. The coding region runs from base 1 to 1128 and encodes 375 amino acids. The transcript is spliced from 2 exons. Gene Ontology annotation, biological process: carbohydrate metabolic process. Lineage: Eukaryota; Fungi; Mucoromycota; Mucoromycetes; Mucorales; Mucoraceae. The record is from RefSeq and is a predicted model, not a curated record. Gene Ontology annotation, molecular function: chitin deacetylase activity.